CUAGGCGCGGCGUGCGCCCGCGCGGCAGCGGCUUCUGUGUCGCUGCCAAGCGCCGCCGCAGCUGGGUCGGCGUCAGGCCGGGCUCAGGCUCCCGCAGCGCUGGGUUGUGGUCCGGGUGCUGCACUGCAUGCCGCUGCGGAGCAUCUCGGCGCCAUCGCUUCGGCUGGAGCCGCAGUUGCGGCUGCAGCCGCCGUCCCAGGUUAUGGCGGCAGCAAUCAUGACUGUCAACCCACGUCAUGCACGGGACCCACAGCAGCCGCAUGUAGCACCAAUGGUCCUAUGCUGCAGAUGGCAAUGGUGGCGGCCACAGCCAAGCCGUCAUGCGCGUCGUCUUUGACUGACCCAUGGGUCACAUUGGCCUCGGCGACGGCCGUCGCUGGAGGGCUGAUGGAGGGCUGCCUGGCGGCAGUGCGGCUUCAGCCGAUACACCUGCGCGAGCCUCUGCUGGCGACACUGCAGCCGACGUUGCAAUCGCUGACGGCGACCCUUGAGGGUGUUGCUGCCGCCGCCGGAUCCGCCGCGACGCCCCAUGCAACAACCCGGACGGACGCCUGCGCUGGCAGCGUCGCUUGGGCCUUAUACGAAGUGGACCCGAAGGGCCUGCUUUGUCAGGCAGUGGGCUAUGUCUGGGCAAGACUGCAAGCGCAGCCAGCGCUGCCGGAGCUACCGCCGCCUGCAGCAGGGUUGGUGCAACACAUGGUGACUUCGGCGACGGCGCGCUCGGAGGGGCGCUGGCACCCUGCCGGUGGAGUCGUCUCCGUGCUGCUGGCGGGGUCACUGGGGAUUGCGCGGCUGCUGCACGUGGCUGGGUCAGCAGGCGGCGGACCCUCAGACGCUGCAAUGGAGCUUCUGGAGCAGCACAUGCAGGGACCGCUGUUCGCGGAUACGCAGCUGCUGGCGAGGACCGCCUUGGAAGCCGCGCGGCAGCCGGCAGCACCGCAAGCCGCCGCUAUGCCACGGGCGCCGCCGUCAGCCCUGGCGAGCCGCCUCCUACACAGCCUGGCUGCUGAAACCCGCCGCCUGCACUGGCUGUACGGCGGGGUGGCGGACGAUGUUGGAGGCCGCACAUGGCUUGCUGCGCUGCCUCCCGCUGCGUCAGGUGCCCUUCGUGACAUCCUGGACCGCACCUUUGUUUGUGUGGUCAGCGUGCUGACGGCGGCGUACGACACAUUAGCAGCACCGCUGGCGAUUGCGCGUCACCGGGAGGCCUUUUGUGGGCCUGCCGCAGGAACAGGCAGCGCCCGACGAUGUUGUUUGGCAGCGCCGCCGAUGGUGCCAACGGUGGUGGCGUUUGGGUGCCUUGCUGACGUUCAAUUCUGCGCCUUGCAGCUUCGGGUGCAUGGCGACCUUGUCGCGCGCCUAAGCUCCGAUAUGGCGGCGUUUCCAGCGGAGGCCCUGGCGCCUCUGCUCGGGUUGUUGCCCUGUUACGGCCCUUUCGCAGCGACGUACGAGACAGGAGCCCCUGUCGCCGUGUCACGGCUGGCCUUCAUCCUUCCAGUGGCGGCGUCUUGCGUGCCACACGUCGAUGAUGUUGGCGGCGCCGCUGCUUCUGUAUUGCCGUACAUCUACCUAUUGCUGAAGGGUGCGCCGGAGGCCGUGACUCAGGCAGCCCAUGCGGUGUGGGCAGCGCUGCUAGCCGGGGUAUGCGAAGCGGGGGAUGGCAUGCCGUCACAGGCUCAGGGUGCUCAUGGCGGAGUUGAGACCAGCCGAGCUGAGCUUAGCCCAGUCCGCCCUGUGGACAUCGACUUGGCCGCGUCCAUGGUGCCCUUUUACGUGGCACGCACCUGUCAGCCGCCGUGCAGUGUUGCCGACGUUGAGCUGAUGGAGAGGGGAUUGCGACAGGUCUGGCGGUCGCUACCACUGGCGCAUUCUGCUAAGGUCUGGAGCAUUGCUCACCUGGCUCAGGAACUGCGAAUGAGGGUACAUGUGCCCAACCAGAGGCCCGCAACCUUGUCGAACGGUGCUGGACACCGACAACAUGAGGAAAGUCAAGAUACGGACGUGGCGAUUGCGGUUGCUUUGCCCGUUGCAGAACGCUUUGCAACGGCUUUGGGCGUGUUAAUUGCUGAAAUUGAUUUCCCUCUGCUCAAAGACGCUCUUCGGCAGGUAGAUGGACUGCUGCGGGUUGUUGAAGGUACAGGCCGGAUAGUCAUAGUUCAAACCUUGCUUGAUAGUUGGCUAUUAUGCAAUGAUUACGCUCGCAAGCCAUUACUCGAUGAAUGGUUGCGAACAAAGUUAGCCACGGCGUAGCCUGCCGGGCUGUUUGCACCGUUGCGUGGCGUGGUCAGUAGUUGACAGGUAAU
Molecule: messenger RNA, 2303 nt
Organism: Astrephomene gubernaculifera
Lineage: Eukaryota; Viridiplantae; Chlorophyta; Chlorophyceae; Chlamydomonadales; Astrephomenaceae
Source: the annotation of a GenBank genome assembly